UUUCUGGAGAGUUUAGGCAACUGUGACUAGUAUUCUACUACUUAUCACACAAUAGUUACCCUUCGGGAGCAAUUUUUUGAAUUAUUUCAAGGUUAAGAUUACAUUGUACGAUUGUCUGAGAAACAUAUUAAGGUGUUUCAGAUAUGAUGUACAGAAAAAUUCGAAAUGAAUGGCCUUUAAAUUUGUGAAAUGAAAGGCUAGCUGAUGCUGGCUGUCGUCAGCUACAUAAGGUAUGAAGUUUCAAGAUGAAACCUCCAAAGGAUAUAGAUGCAGCCAUGAAAAAUGGAAAGUUUCUUGUUUGAAAAUGGAUGCAAUGCUGGAACUAAAUAUAUAUGGGUUGUUUGAGAAUUCUAGAUUAAUCUUUUGUACAUUUUAAGAAACUAACCUGUUAGUUCAGGUACAAUAGUACUAAGAAAUUAUUUUGUGAAUGGCAAGUUUUGAUGUAAUUGCAUCUUGUACAAAAUUAUUCUUCAUUAGAGUAAGCAAAUAGUAUUUGGGAAAUUUUUAAUGUUUUGACGUAUGAUUGAUAUUUUUGGAUUACUGUAUAGGGAUUGUUCUUUUACUAUCAUUUUGUAUUGAGGUAAAUUGCUUUGCUAUUUACUUUUUGUAAUUUUGAACUGUGAAUGCACUGUUUGGAUUAAUAGUUAAUGUUGUAUGAGUAUUAUUGCUAGUCCUCAGAAUGAUAUUAAAUACAAAAUUCAAAUAGGAUAUUAUUAGGAUUAUUUGAAAAUAUCUUUUCAAUUAUUAGUGUGGUAACUUUACUUGAAAAUUCAUUAAAAUUUAUGCAACUCUGUGGCAGCUGAUCAGUCAUAUUAUAUGGUGAUAUAUUUUUGUAGAACUUGCUUUAGUUUUUAUCUAUAUAUUAGCAAUUGACAUGAAAAAUGGAGGUUAUAGAAAGCGAUGGAGAAAAAGUUUAUGUUUGUGGCAUGUGUGGUAAGUCAUUUAGAAGGUGUGACAACCUGAAAAAGCAUAUGGCUAUUCACAACGGCACAAGACCAUAUAAGUGCAGCUUGUGUGAGAAAUCAUUUCGUGCACGUGGCCAUCUCAAUGCCCAUGUUCUUAUCCAUACUGGUGAGAAGCCAUUUAAAUGUACUGUUUGUGAGAGAGAGUUCAAUCAAAAUAGUAACCUCAAAAAGCACAUUAAGCGUCAUACUGGUUAUCGGCCAUAUGUUUGUGAGAUUUGCCAGCAGUCAUUCACGCAGCUUUGUUACCUUAAGGAACACUUGAAGUGUCACACUGGUGAGCGGGAAUUUGGUUGUCAUCUGUGUCCCAAAAGGUUCAAAAACAACAACCUUUUGAAAUCUCACAUGGUAACUCAUAGCCAUGAAAAGCCUUUUAAAUGCACUAUUUGUGAUAAAGUUUUCAAGUACUCUAAAAAUUAUGUUUUGCAUAAAAUUGCUCAUGAUAAUGAGGUAGUUUGUUACUGCUCUGAGUGUGGCAAAGAAUUUAGGAAUCAGAAUAGACUAAAGAGACAUAUGUUGUUUCAUCAAGGCAUCCAACUGUUUGAGUGCUUUAUAUGUGGCAAGGAGUUUCGGAAGGCAGAUAACUUGAAGAAACACUUAAUCAUCCACUCAGGAGAGAAACCCUUUCACUGUGAUGAUUGUGGCAAAGACUUUCGUUCUCAAUCUAAUCUCAAGUCACACAUGAUCUUACAUUCACUUAAUUAUCCCUAUUCUUGUGAUAUUUGUGGUAAGAAGUUCAAAUAUAAAUGUAAUUACACCCGGCACAUGAAUUGCCAUACAGGGCAGACAGUUUAUACAUGCACUUUAUGCAAUGCAGUGUUUAACUCAAAGAGCGCUCUUGAUUCCCAUCAGUUUGUCCAUGUCAACCAAGAGGAGAAUCCUUAUGCUCAAGAGUCCAUUGAAGGUAUCACUGCACAUGAGUUGAUGGGAGAUGAGGACCUUCAAGACAUUAUUCACAACAUUGAAGCUGUGGAUUUGGAAGGUCAAAUGCCCUCACCAUCCAAUGAAUCGUCUAUAACUGUACCAUUAACAUUCAGUGAAAGAGCACGGAUGGAAUUAGAAGGCAAGAAACCUUUUGAAUGCCAGGUGUGUGGAAAAGAGUAUACAACAAGCACUAACUUGAAAAUUCAUAUGAGAAAUCACACAGGGGAGCGUCCUUUUAAGUGUACAUUAUGCAUUAAAGACUUCACUCAAAAUAGCCUUCUCAAAGUUCAUAUGCGGAGCCACACACGUCAAAGGCCAUACAGUUGUAAUGUGUGUAACAAAAGCUUCAAACAUAGCAGUCAUUUGCACACUCACUUCAGGGCCCAUGUUGAGCACGGUGGUGAAAGUCAAUCAGAAGACGCAGAGGCCAGUGUUGGGGAUCAUUUAGUUGAACCUGUGAACACAUGUAAUGUUUGUGGAAAGAUUUUUGUAAGAAAAUAUAUGUUGAAAAGACAUAUGCUAGUACAUUCUGACAAACGGGCCUUUAGUUGUAAUCACUGUGAUAAAAAGUUCAAAGAGAAUAGCCACUUAAAAGCACAUACAAUGCUUCACACAGGUGAGCGACCAUUUGAUUGCAAUAUAUGUGGCAAAAAAUUCAUCCAAAAAAGUGACCAGAAAAGACACAUGAGAACCCAUUCAAAGUCACCCUCCAAAGGUAGACCAUUUACUUGUGCAGUUUGUGGCUUAAAAUUUUCAUAUAUGCAUAAUUUAGAAACACACAAGAUAAUACAUGCUAUGAGAAAAAAUAAGCAUUCUGGAGAGGAGGUGAGUGUUGACGCAACUCAGAGUUUGCAUGAUGGUGAAUCUGAGGGCAUUACUACUGUUAUUGACAGUAGCACUGAAGAAGAACAGACCCAUCAUCUUACCAUCUGUGAAAAGGAGGAAACAAACAGUGUGUUUCAGGGACAACUGAAAAUGGAGGAACAGGAAAAAGUGACAGGCGAACUAUUAUUGAGGACUAAUACAGGUGUUUAUCCUCGGGAAGUUGUGCCUCAUGAAAGUGUUGGAAAUAUGUUUAUUCAGGAUACAGAACCAGUUUUGAAGGAGAAUGUUAUACGAGUGUAUAGUAACCAAACAAAUAGUCUUCAGAAUGAACCUAGUCAUGCUUACCCCAAGAAAAGUGAUUUAGAUGAAAAUGAUGAGCCUACAAAUAUUAACAGUUAUGAAGGUGCAUUAUGUAGAAUACAGAUUGAUACACAGGUAGCAGGGAAAGUGAAUGGUGAUUCUGUCCAGUAUGACUCCAAGGAUAUCCAUGAACAACAGGAGCAGAAUGCCAUCUCACCCAAAACAAUAAAAUGCAGUAGUUAUUCAGAAACAAAUUAUAUCUCAAAAGGGCCAGCUAUAUAUGAAUGUCUCGUAUGUGGAAGAAUAUACAGGAGUUUUUAUACUCUAAGGAGACAUAUGAUUCUGCACAGUGGAUUACACAAUAUGAUGAAAACCAAAGUUGGAAAGUGCCCAACUUGUGGAAAAAAAUUUUCCCGCAUAAGUAAUUUGAAAAGGCACAUGACAGUUCACACUGGAGAACGACCCUUUACGUGUAAUCUUUGUAGCAAGAAGUUCAAAGAGAAAGGUCAUCUCAAAACACAUAUUUUGCUAGUUCACAGUAAUGAGCGACCUUAUCAGUGCAACAUUUGUGGCAAAAGGUUAGCACUGAGGAGUGAUCACAAGCGACAUGUACGGUCACACAAAGGUGACAAACCUUUCUGUUGCAUUCUGUGUGGAUCAAAAUUCACUACAAAGAGAAAUUUAGAAUCGCACAAAAUCAUCCAUGCAAUGAAGAAGAAUAGGUAUAAUGAUGGAAUAAAAAACGAAAUUGUUUCACACACUAUUACUGAUAGUAGUCAAGAAUUCUCUGUCAAAUAUGAAUCUGGAGUGACUGAUUUUGAAGAAUCAGAGAAAGUUGUUCUAAUUCAUAAUGAAGUCAUUGAUGAUGAUAAAGUUAGAAUCCAAACAUACACAGGUACAUUCAGUAAACCAGUGGACAGGUGUAAAGAAAGUAGAUCAGAGGGAAUAUCGGAAAUUGAGGACCACGUCAAGCCAAUAUUAAGAUUUUAUUCUGGGAACCAAUCAAGACAUGUAGAGCAAAUUGACCAGGAGAGAAUAUCAAAUACAGGUUAUGGAAGAACUAACAUGCAAGACCGUGGUGAACCAGUUAUGCAUUAUCCGGUUGAAGAUGAAUUUCCUCUUAAAGGAAUUGAGCCUAUAACUGAGGUUCAAAUUGGAAAGAUAACAGUUCAGGCAAUUCCUUAUGAACUAGCAAAAGAGAGAAAUAGGGUAAAUCAGAGUGGAAGAAAUUUCAAGUGUUCAGUUUGCUGUAAGUUGUUUUUAACAAAUCACAACCUUAAGAUACAUAUGCGGAUUCAUACUGGUGAACGUCCAUUCAAGUGUACCAUAUGCAGUAAAGACUUCAAUCAGAAAAGUAAUCUGAAAAUUCAUAUGAAUACUCAUAAAGCAAAAAAGUAGACAAGUUUCCACUGCUGAACCGGAUUCCUCAGACCAUAAGAUGUCAUUCUAAAGAGAAUCAGGUUUAGUUCUGAUGCCUCAUAAAACAUGCCAUUGCAGUAAUUAAAUGCUAUCAUUAUAACUUUAAUGCUAAUGCUGUCUCAUUGUGAAUUAUGUUUUUUGUCAAAGAUAAUGUUUCACUAGUAUUCAUUAGCAGUGUUUUAUUAUUCAAAGAAUCUUAAUGUUUACUGUAAGUUGAAAAUAGCACAAUUAUUGACACUGCAUUUUAAAAUAGUAAGAUACUGUUGAACUAAUUUACAUAAAUAAGGAAGUUUUAUCAUUACUGUACUAGGGGAGUGUCAUCAUUAAAUUUUUUAACCAAAUUAUUAGCACACUUACCUGAUAUUGACAGUGGUUGUUAGACCAUUCAAGUUAACUAAUGACACCAUCACUCACAGUUAUUUUUGAUAGCAUGAAUAGGCUUCCUAGCUCGUGUCCUUUGUUUACUGAGGAAGUCUCUCCUUUGCACAAAUUGAUCUUCAUAGUUUUGGUGCUACAUACUUUGAUUAUCACUCAAUAUGUAUAUCUUCAUAGUCAAUGCUAAUUAUUAAUAAAAUUCCCAUGUAUUCCUUACCAACCCUUGUGGCAAGUAUUUUCAUCCUAAAAAUAUACUUUGGUGUCGGUGAAUUUUCAUGUUUCUACCAGGGCUAAUCAGUGGCCAAGGUAUAUUCAGUUCCCUAGAAGUAUAUUUUUUUGUCUUAUAUGAAUAAAUGCUUGUUCAUUGCUUUUAGCAUUGAGCUAGAUAGCAAGUUUCAUUAAAACCAUUUUGAUCUGGUAAAUAGCAACUCCCAACUUGAAGUGUUUUUGGUUGAGAAAAGUGCUAUUUGGUUUUCUUUGAGUAAGCAUUUCUCCAUCAUUAGUUAUUACUAUUUUGUUGUGAAUACAUAUGAAUGUAUAGCAAUAGAUUUAUAAUUGCACUUGAUUUGGUUUCUAUGUCUAAGUUGGUACUGCUGUACAGUAGUAUUAUAUUUUACACAUCUGGCAAUUGUAAUGUAUAAAUCAUAAAGUAUUAUGUAUACCAUCAUGCCACAACAUAGAUGCUUGAGCUCAAGAGUUUUGUAUCUAAGUAUUCAGAAAGAUUCAAACCUCGUUUGUUACUUAUGUAGGGGUAAAGUGUAUUCACUGGAACUUGCAUGUUGUGUACGUAUUCUUCAACUGCUCUAAAGGGCAGUGGCUGUAGACACUUCAACCAUUUGACCUCUUUGAGGGACAGGAUGCUCAUGAGCAUUCGAAAUUUCAGGUAAUUCUUCAGUCACUACCUCGUCAGGCUUUCAGGUAUUUCAAUUCUGAAAGCAUUCUAUGUUUGUAUUCUAAACUAUUCCUAUUUUAUAUCUUUUCAGAUACAUGUGCUUCAUUAAUUGUAUUUGAAACAUGUAUCUGUGGUUCUUUAAAUACUGUAUUGGCAGUAAGAAUGUGGUUAUUCCUUGGUAUAUGAAAAUUAAAGGUCAGUAUAUUUUUUUGUUGUACUGUAAUUAGGUUUUGGAAAGAUUUUUGUGCCAAUAAUUUUUUUUCUUUGAUAUAUAUAACUAUUUACUAGAGAAGGUUUCAAGUUUUGAGCCAGGGUGCUCGUGCACUUCAUAUGUUGGUUUUAGAGCCUGUAAAUCCAUAAGCUCCCACUUAAAAUCACAAGGACUGAAAAUAUCAAGUUUCCAAGAAAAAUUAAAGACUCUUAUUCUUUGGAUGUUAUGCCAUUGUGGAUUUGACAGUUAAUGCGCCGUAUGCUGCAUAAUUCUCAGAAUGUUUGUGCCUUCCUCUCUGCUUAAUCCCUAGCCAGUGUCUCGGUUUUUAAAUGAACCUUUUCCAGGUGUUUUUAUUUUGCGUCUUUUUGUCUUUUCCUUUAUCUGGUAUGUCUUUUCAAGUGCAUCCCAUCCUCUCCUUCUUUGUUAAAAUACCAAGUUUCAGUUUUACAAUAUUUUACUAUUGCUCUGUACUAAGAUAUCUUUACCAUGUCUUGACAUUAUUUUUGCUGUCUUAUUCCACCAUUCAGUGAUGAUAUUUAUCUCUUGAGCAGUCUCUUCCAGUACCCUUUUGGUAUCAGAAUGUCUUCGCACUAUGUACAGUAUAUGGCAUAUGAAUUUGCUGGUUGCACAGAGUGCCUUUAGUGGAGUGAGAUAAGAGAAAAAAGAAGCAAACUUUAAAGUAAUAUGAAAGGGAUAUAUUAUUUUGAACACGGAGUUUACAGGAAAAAACUGCAUAAGUAGUGUUUUGUACCAUGUUUUUUAACACCAUAUGGUUUAUGUAGCAAGUCUCAAACAGUGAUUUUGGUUAUUUUUCUAUCUUGUACGAAAUGCAGUCUUAUCACACAGCAUUCCAUAGUCAUGCACAAAUUUAAUUACCUUUUCAGUGACAUAGAGGACUAAGCUUUGCCCAACCUGUCUGCCCCAUACAUUCUCUAUAAAUUACACUUUAUAUCAUUCAAAUAAUGGUACAGGUACAGGUAUUUGUUAUUAGAUUAUUGUUAUUCACUCAAGCAUAUUUUAUACCUGAGUUAGUUAUUAUGUAAAGCAGGCUGUUGUGCUGUAUUUUGAAAAUUUAGUACCUUAAAAUAAGAAUUCCCUGUAAAUAAUGUGUUCAGCUUUCAUGAGGUUAAAGUAUGCUCACUUAUAAAUGAAAGUGCAUUUAGUGUGACUGAUGCUGGGAAAUUGUUAUGAUUGUAAUUAGUGUAGUAUAUUUAUUGUGCAGUUUGAAGCACUUCCAGUGAAUAAUUGUAAAAUAGUAGUUUAUUUUUUUUCUUGUACAGUAUGUGUUUUGUUGCCGUUUUGAGGACACAAGUUUUUGAAUUAUGUAAAUAAAAUAAAAAUUUUA
Molecule: messenger RNA, 7253 nt
Organism: Macrobrachium nipponense
Lineage: Eukaryota; Metazoa; Arthropoda; Malacostraca; Decapoda; Palaemonidae
Product: zinc finger protein Xfin-like
Exons: 2
Coding region: 882-4409 (1175 amino acids)
Biological process (GO): regulation of transcription by RNA polymerase II
Cellular component (GO): nucleoplasm
Molecular function (GO): RNA polymerase II cis-regulatory region sequence-specific DNA binding; DNA-binding transcription repressor activity, RNA polymerase II-specific
Source: RefSeq, a predicted model, not a curated record